CCGCCCGGGCGGUGUUUUCUGGCGGACGCGGCUUUCAUGGGGGGGAAUCUUCUCAGCGGAGCAAAGCGGAGCGGCUGAAAACAAGCCGUGGGGGAGGAGGCGGAGGGAAGCGCCUCCCGCUGGAGUUGGGAACCCACCAUGGACGACCAGGGCUGCCCCCGCUGCAAGACCACCAAGUACAGGAAUCCCUCCCUCAAGCUGAUGGUCAACGUCUGCGGGCACACGCUAUGCGAGAGCUGCGUGGAGCUGCUGUUUGUCCGGGGGGCCGGGAACUGCCAAGAAUGCGGCACCCCCUUGCGGAAGAGCAACUUCAGAGUGCAACUCUUUGAGGACCCAGCCGUUGACAAGGAGGUGGAAAUCCGGAAGAAGGUGUUGAAAAUAUACAAUAAAAGAGAAGACGACUUCCUCAGUCUAAGGGAAUAUAAUGAUUUCCUGGAAGAAGUCGAAGAAAUCGUGUUCAACCUGACCAACAACAUCGAUCCAGAGAAUACGAAAAAGAAAAUGGAGAUGUACCAGAAGGAGAACAAAGAAGUCAUUCAGAAAAAUAAGAUCAAACUGUCUAGGGAGCAAGAGGAGCUGGAAGAGGCGCUGGAAGUGGAGCGGCAGGAGAACGAGCAGCGGCGGCUUCUCAUACAGAAGGAAGAGCAGAUGCAGCAGAUGCUGAAACGGAAGAACAAGCAGGAGCUUCUGGAUAAACUGGAGAGUUCUCAUCUGCCCGCCUCGUUGCUGCUCGCCCAGCACAAAGAUCGGUCCACGCAACUAGAAAUGCAGCUGGAGAUUCCCAAGCUGGUCAAGCCGGUCGCGUUCUCGACGGGCAUCAAAAUGGGUCAGCAAAUUGCUUUAGCGCCUGUUCCGAGGAUCAAGGAAGUACUCUACGAAUAUCAGCCACUGCACGUAGAAACGUAUGGGCCGCCGGUCCCGGAGGCCGAAUUGCUGGGAAAACAUGGGUAUCUAAACCACGUCCGAGCCGCCUCCCGACAGGAUCUGGCCGGUGGCUACACUUCCUCUCUCGCCUGUCAUCGAGCCCUUCAAGAUGCCUUCAGCGGGCUCUUUUGGCAUCCCGGCUAGCCUGGGAGACAGCAGGCCCCCAAAGCGGUGUGAGCCGAGAGAAGAAACCUCGGGCGAAAAUUGCUGCCGUCUGGGCUCCAGCGAAGCUGCCGUCGUCUUUCUUUCUUUUAUUGGGAAGCCAGCUGUGCCAAAGUAUUAAGACUACGUGCAAAGAAACUCCCUCUUUAACAACACGGAUGGUUGGGGUUUUUUUAGGGCGGUGGUGGGGGGAAAAGGGGGGGAGGACUGCUAGAGUCAAGUUUGCUGAAAAGAGGCUAACAGAAGAUGAGAACGAUUCGGUUUUGCGUGUUUGAGGUUUCGGGGACGAGACGUGUAAAAGUUUUAAAAUA
This is a messenger RNA of Gekko japonicus, 1397 nucleotides long. It is a transcript of the gene MNAT1, whose product is annotated as MNAT CDK-activating kinase assembly factor 1. The transcript has 8 exons. Gene Ontology annotation, biological process: nucleotide-excision repair; regulation of transcription by RNA polymerase II; positive regulation of cyclin-dependent protein serine/threonine kinase activity. The record is from RefSeq and is a predicted model, not a curated record. The coding region runs from base 139 to 1068 and encodes 309 amino acids. Gene Ontology annotation, cellular component: transcription factor TFIIH holo complex. Gene Ontology annotation, molecular function: cyclin-dependent protein serine/threonine kinase activator activity. Lineage: Eukaryota; Metazoa; Chordata; Lepidosauria; Squamata; Gekkonidae.